Molecule: messenger RNA, 1017 nt
Organism: Linum tenue
Lineage: Eukaryota; Viridiplantae; Streptophyta; Magnoliopsida; Malpighiales; Linaceae
Source: the annotation of a GenBank genome assembly
AUGCAGAACCUCCAUGGCUUACUCUGUUUCUUCCUCGUGUCUGCAAUGGCAUUUCCAUGGAGGAGCCAAGCCCAAGAAGCCGCCGACCUAGGAUUCAGGCAAGCCAAGAAUUACGAGGGUUCCUCCGACCUUGUAAAUGUGCAGUAUCACAUGGGUCCUGUGUUGGCAUCCCCUGUUGUCAAUCUCUACAUCAUCUGGUACGGCCAAUGGAGCCGAACCCAGCAAGCCACCGUCAGAGAUUUCGUCCACUCCAUCUCCGUUCCGUCUCUUCCGCACCCUUCCGUCUCUGACUGGUGGCAGACGGUGCGCCUCUACGCCGACCAGACGGGAUCUAACAUCACCGGGAAAAUCAACCUCGCCGGCGAAUUCCACGACGCCGGCUACUCCCACGGCAGGGUCCUGGCCCGCACGACGAUGCAAUCCAUCAUCAAGUCCGCCGCCGGCAGGGGGAUGCCGCUCGACCCUCGGGACGGGGCCUACCUCGUGCUCACGUCCGGUGACGUUUCGGUUCAGGAAUUUUGUCGAGCAGUUUGUGGGUUCCAUUACUUCACUUUCCCGACCGUCGUCGGCGCCAUCGUGCCGUACGCUUGGGUCGGUUACAGCGGGACCCAGUGCCCCGGGAUGUGCGCUUACCCGUUCGCCUGGCCCACUUACUCCGGGAAGCCGCCGCCGGGCGGGUCGAGCGGAGGAGGGAACAACCUAAUGAAGCCCCCCAAUGGGGAUGCUGGAAUGGACGGGAUGAUCAGCGUCAUUGCUCACGAGCUGGCGGAAAUGUCGAGCAACCCGCUCGUCAACGCCUGGUAUGCUGGGGAUGACCCUAUGAAUCCGACGGAGAUCGCGGACUUGUGCCUGGGAAUCUACGGUACCGGCGCCGGAGGAGGGUACGUUGGGCAAGUGAUGAAGGACACCUGGGGAGAUGGGUACAAUGUGAAUGGGGUGAAGGGGAGGAAGUUCUUGGUGCAGUGGGUUUGGAACCCUUCCAGGAGAAGGUGCUUUGGCCCAAAUGCCAUGGAUUAG